UAAAAGGCGGAUUAGACUGAGAGUCUCACUCAGUCAGGAUGUUGGUCAGUGCGGUCAGUCUCAUUUUGCUUGUCUGUAGCAGCAGUGCUCUGCCGACUCCUCGGGGGCAGAAGCGGCAUCGCCGGGGCUGGCGCCAGGAAUUGAAUUUCCACAUGCCGAAGCAGAGGGUUGAUAGAUGGCAGUUACUACCCCUCCACAAGGAUCCGUUCCAGCCAACAAAAUAUGCAAUCCACAACAGUGCUGGGGAUACCUCGACACUCCUUAACCCUCGCCGCUGUGGUGUUCCUGAUCUACCGUCUGGGAAAUAUAUCCAGCACGGCAACACCAAAAGGAAGAGACGCUUUGUGAUUGCAGGAGAACGGUGGAACAAAACUGACCUGACGUACAAAAUUGUGCGAUUUCCUUGGCAAAUGAGCCAAGAGAAAGUAAGACACACUAUUGCUGAAGCAGUGAGAGUGUGGAGUGACGUGACUUCCUUAACAUUUACAGAGGUGCAGGACACCAGAGCAGAUAUUAUCAUUGAGUUUACACGGUAUUGGCAUGGAGAUAAUUUACCAUUUGAUGGCCCUGGAGGGGUGUUGGCACAUGCUUUUUACCCUCAAACCCCUCAGGCUGGAAAUAUUCACUUUGACUAUGACGAACUGUGGACCACUGACAGCAAUAAGGGUACUGACCUUCUUCAAGUAGCAGCUCAUGAGUUUGGCCACGCCCUUGGACUGCAGCACUCGAGAGUCCCAAAAUCUUUGAUGUCACCUUAUUACACUUCCCACUACCCACUGGGCCUGGCUGAGGAUGACAAGCAAGGAAUACAGUAUUUAUAUGGCACCUCUCGUGACAGUGGAGUUGAACACUUUGACCGGGACAUGGAAACCAAUGAACUGCCCAGGGUUGAUCGUCAUGGAAACAAGCCAGAUGUCUGUGAGACUGACUUUGAUGCUGUGUCAAUGAUCCGUGGUGAGCUCUUCUUUUUUAAAUCCAAAUAUGUGUGGAGAUUGAGAGACCAACACCUGCAGCCUGGUUACCCAGCGCAGGCCUCUCGGCACUGGUGGGGAAUCCCUGACCGCAUCGACGCAGGAUUUGAGGACUCAGCCGGGAACUUUUGGUUCUUCCAAGGCUCCAGUUUCUGGAUCUAUGAUGGAGAAAAUCAAGUCUCGGGGCCCAAGCUAAUCUCUGAGCUGGGAUUGUCGACUCAAGAGGUCCAGGCUGCUCUGAUGUGGGGCUUGGAGGAGGAGAAGAAGAAGAUCUAUUUCUUUAAAGGAAGCAAUUAUUGGCGAUUUGAUGUGAACCAAAAUGUUGUGGACGGUAUCUACCCACGGAGUAUUAAUGACUGGCGAGGUAUCCCUGCCAACAUUGACGGGGCAUUCCAAGAUGAGCAUGGUUAUGCCUACUUUCUCCAAGGAAGAUAUUACUGGAAGUUUGAUCCUGUGCAGGUGAAGGUACAGGAAGGAUACCCACGGCUGAUAGGCCAUGACUUCUUUGGAUGUGCCUCUACCCCUCAGCCAUAUAGAUGACUCCAAAAGAUGUUCAAAGCUCCUGGAGCUACUCAUGGAUAUUCUUCUGAACCCAAUUCUGCAAUACCAUUACUGAGACUAGCUUUAUAUUCCGGAUCUAUUAACUGAAUUCAAAUUCCACCAACUGUUGUGAUGGGUCUUUCCCAUUUCCCCACUCACUUUUCUAGGAUUUUCUUCUGGACAAUGAUUCAGAGUUAGGUUGUACCUCAGUUUAUGGCAAGAUGGAGAAAGAUUUGGCAUGUGUGCUUUUGUUUUCUCCUGUAGUCUUGAAAUGACUGAGGGCCCCAUCUCUUAGGAUAGCUGCUCUUAUUACACAUAACUGUACAAUAUUAUUGUUCUGGAAAACUUCAAGAGUACCCUUCAGAAGAAAGCUAUUAUUGAACAGACAUCUGGUCACUCUUUUUCAGCUUAAUGGAGCCAAUUACAUUAUCUGUAUUAGUUAAUACUUUCUAGGCCUGAGCAUUAUUUUGAGGAGGGAAACACUUUGCCUUUCAUGUAAAGGUCUGUAAUCAGAUUUGCAGGCUUAGCAUUUACACACAAUUCAACAAUUAUUCCCAAAGAAACGUACAAACUAGGGUGCGAUGGGGGUUGGUCACCUGCCUGCCUGGGCAGUCACAUUGGGAAUCGUGGUUGCGUUCACAGAAUUGUCAUGUACACAUUCGCCAUGGACAGGGUCCAUCAGAGUAUUCAGCAAGUUGCCUUGUAAGCUAACAGCCAGGCUGUCAGAAGAAUAGAGAAGUGAUGAAAUGUCUGCUUGUCAAACUCCCCAGUAUUGACUGAUUCCUAAAACCACAUUACGUUAAGAAUUUGAAUCAGAAACCUUGUGGCUCACUUGGUAUUUACUGUCCCUUUACGCUGCUGACCUCAGAGAUCCCUGGGUUGUGGGUUCAAUCACUGGUAUGUGCUGAGAGUGGCAGCUACAAGUGGCUUCAACUCCACUCAUAGGUACUCCCACUUCACAAUGAGGGCAGGGGUUGAGGGGGUGAUUCUCACCCACUGCCUGAUCCUGCUUGCCCUCGCUCUCAUCCCCACCCACUGCCUGAUCAUGCUCCCCACUGCCUUUACUCUCUUCCCCACCCCCACUGCCUGAUCCUGCUCCCCCUGCCCUCACUCUCAUCCCCACCCACUGCCUGAUCAUGCUCCCCACUGCCUUUACUCUCAUCCCCACCUACUGCCUGAUACUGCUCUCCAUUACCUUUACUCUCUUCCCCACCCACUGCCCGAUCCUGCUACCCCCUGCCCUCACUCUCUUCCCCCCCCCCCCCUCCUCCCUCACUGCCUGAUCCUGCUUUCACACAUGCACCAUAUUGUAAAGAUUUUCCUGAACAUUGAAUAGAUUUUAACCCCCUGGUUAAUUAUCUCCUCCUCACCCUGAGGGGAAUGAGCCAUUACACCCUACAUUUCACCGUAUAAAUCACAGAUCCUCAAGGAGUUUAAGAAAAACAUGUCUGGAGAAAGAGUUUAGGUUCAAUCCUGAUUCACUCCAGCUGAUUUCUAAUUUACACAAAAAAGAGCUUCAUAUAAAUACCUGCUGACAUUCUAAGGUCUGACAUCAAUUAAAUGAAGAGGACCCAAGCAGUGUAUUGGGAUUGUAAGUGACCAGAUGGGCUGGAUUUUCCCAUUGAGUUUCAGGACUCCAUCGCUGGAACAAAUGGAGAUCCCGAAUCCCGCACUUGCAGGUAACGAGAGCAGUUCUGCAAUCUCUGGAAGGCAGUCACCUUAUUGACCGUCUCUAGGCUUGCCCCACAGACAAUACGAACAGCUGUGGACCCUCGACGGCCUUACUGGCAGAGGUGGGCACUGCCAACGCAGUUCACUGGGCAUCAGGGAGCCACCCUGACAUGAUAGCCCCUACUUUCCCAGCUCUGCCACCCCCAAACCUGCCAUCACAGGGCUGGGAACAUUUAGCCCAAUGUGUCUCAAUUAGAGCGGUGAGGAUGUAGAGAGGGAGGAGGGUGUGGGCGUGGAAUUUGCUCUGUUCAGAAGCUAUCCUUUGGUAAAAACUUAAAAGCAACUUGUCUCAUAUCAGGGGAGGUAUCAAGAUGGUUUAACCACUCGUAUUCGAAACAAAGGGAAGUGUUUUUCUUUGGGAGGGCAUUGGGAGUGUGGAGUGUACAAAAUGUCAAACAUAUUUUGAUUGGCCCUCUGAUGGACAUGUGAACAGCAACUCUGACAUGCUUGGAUUGUGCUGAGUCUCAGACCUGGAAAUAACAAUGUUCUCACCCUCCCAGCAUGUCUCUGGACCAACACUUGUUUUUGUAUUUUUGACAAUAAAUCAUGUUUUCUACA
Molecule: messenger RNA, 3800 nt
Organism: Carcharodon carcharias (great white shark)
Lineage: Eukaryota; Metazoa; Chordata; Chondrichthyes; Lamniformes; Lamnidae
Product: stromelysin-3-like
Exons: 8
Coding region: 39-1511 (490 amino acids)
Biological process (GO): collagen catabolic process; extracellular matrix organization; proteolysis
Cellular component (GO): extracellular matrix
Molecular function (GO): metalloendopeptidase activity; zinc ion binding
Source: RefSeq, a predicted model, not a curated record